UUGCUCUUAGCCACCCAGAGGAGUGCGCGCCGCCGACACCGCCGCCAUGUCCGUGACCGUCCUGAUCAACGGCUAUGGUAUCCUUCAGGACCCACAAAACCGCUUCCCAGACAUCUUUGUGUUUGUGUUGACUGUGUCGCAACAGCAGAACGUCGCCACGACGUCGUCCUGGACAGUGUACCGCCGUCUGGAAAUGUUUGAGCAAUUGAGCUUGAGCAUUGGAGCGGAAUUCCGCCAUUUGAACCUCCCGCCGUGUCCAUUGGUGGCGUCGGCGAACGUGUCCAACAUGCAGGUGAUCGAGCGUUGCCGCGACGACUUGUCGCGGUGGUUGGCGCCACUGCUCAGCUACCCCUACGUGAACUCGCUCAUGCAGUCGCGCAGCUUCAUCGACUUCAUCUCUGCCGAAGCCAACACGAUCCCCGCGGGGCUGCUCUUGUCCCAGCAUUUUUUUCCUCAGGCCAUGCACCACUCGACGUCGUUGUCGAUUCCGAUCCCAGCCGGCCAAGCCAACAUUGGCGAAAUGGACAUGGACUUUAUGUUCUCCGCCGACGACGAAGCAUCCGGAGCAAAGGACGACGACAUGUUCCAUUUUGGCGACUCGCACCAACCGACCACCCCCGUCGCGACCUCGUCAACAGCCCCGCCUCCCGCCGACGGCAAAGUCACGCUUGAAGACUUCCAUCUCGUCAAAGUCAUCGGCAAGGGCUCGUUCGGGAAAGUCAUCCUCGUGCGCAAGCGGGACAGCGGCAUCGUGUACGCCAUGAAGGUCCUGCGCAAGGAGAACAUCAUCAAGCGCAACCAGGUCGAGCACACGCGCACAGAGCGCCACGUGUUGGGCUACGUCCGCCACCCGUUUAUCGUUGGCCUGAACUAUGCGUUCCAAACCGUGGACAAACUCUACUUUGUGCUCGACUACUGUGCCGGGGGCGAAUUAUUUUUCCAUUUGGGCAAAGUGCAGCGGUUCAAGGAGCCCCGCGCGCGUUUCUAUGCGGCCGAAAUUACCCUCGCCAUCGAAUAUGUGCACAAUCUGGACAUCAUUUACCGCGAUUUGAAGCCGGAAAACGUUCUUUUGGACGAGAACGGCCACAUUCGGCUCACGGACUUUGGCUUGUCGAAAGAAGGCAUUCAGGACGACUUUUCCGGCGCGAAUUCGUUUUGCGGAACCCCGGAAUACCUGGCCCCGGAGAUUUUAAAUCGUUCUGGACAUGGCCGAGCGGUCGACUGGUGGUCCCUCGGUGCCUUGUUGUACGAGAUGUUGACGGGGUUGCCGCCGUUUUACUGCCGGGAUCGCGACAAGUUGUUUGAAAAGAUCCGCCAAGGCGAACUCACGUUUCCAAAGUACCUGAGUCCGGAGGCGGUGGAUUUGCUGAGCAAGUUACUCGAACGCGACCCGACCAAGCGCUUGGGCACUGGCCCCACGGAUGCCGGGGAAAUCAAAUCGCAUGCAUUUUUCAAUGAAAUUCAAUGGGAGCAACUCGCACUGGGCCAAGUACCGCCGCCGUGGCGCCCGUCCUUCAACGGCGCAUUGGACACGUCUCAGUUCGACAAGGAGUUUACCGACAUGCCGAUUUUCAGCCCCGACAACCGCAGCGGCGGCGGUGGCAUGAUGGGCACGAGUGUCGGACGCCGGCACUUGUAUCGCGACACGGAGGGGCUGUUUCAAGGGUUUACAUACUCGGAAGAGGAAUCGUACAUGGAGAAAGCGAAUCCGUCGGCGCGACAGCCGACGUCUGGGCAUCACAUGAUGCCCCCAAGCCAGUUUUAGACGUGUGUCGGACAAGAACAAUGUACAACAACGAAAAUACAAGCAAUAUAUAUAGGAAAAAAAUGUUCAAUCAUCCAUCGUGUUGAGUAAGUAGGACGAGUAUUAUUAAAAUGUUCAAUCAUCCA
Molecule: messenger RNA, 1890 nt
Organism: Aphanomyces astaci
Lineage: Eukaryota; Oomycota; Saprolegniomycetes; Saprolegniales; Verrucalvaceae
Product: AGC protein kinase
Exons: 9
Coding region: 47-1765 (572 amino acids)
Biological process (GO): protein phosphorylation
Molecular function (GO): phosphatidylinositol binding; ATP binding; protein serine/threonine kinase activity
Source: RefSeq, a predicted model, not a curated record